This is a messenger RNA of Schistosoma turkestanicum, 6444 nucleotides long. The record is from the annotation of a GenBank genome assembly. Lineage: Eukaryota; Metazoa; Platyhelminthes; Trematoda; Strigeidida; Schistosomatidae.
AUGACCUCUCGUAAGAGACCGUCCUACAAAAGGAAAGCAGCUGUUCUGGCUGGACUGGAAGCCCUUAAUUCAUUCAAGGUACCAAAAAAGCAGAAUAAUUUAUUACUUCUUGAAAAUGUGGACUUGAAUUCUGUCGAUUUUACCGAAGAAAUCUAUUCACAAAUCAAUCAAAGUUUUCGUUUCCCUCAACUUUCAUCCUAUUUUGAUGUGAAAGAAGCAUGGUUUAUUCAUAAUAAAACAUUAGAAGAUAUAUUUUCGCAAGCUCGUAAACGAUUUCAAAAAACUCCUUUGAACAAUAAUAUUUCCGGUGUAGAAUCAAGUUUAUGCACUGGUUUCUUAGUUGUUAAUAAUUGGAAUGAUGUUGAGAAAAUUGCCAGUGAUGGUCUCCUACCUGGCAAUGAUCCAGAUACUUGGCUUGGUCAACAAAAAUUAGGUCUCACAGUAAAUCAAUGUGCCGAUAUAACAAUUGCUCGUGAACAAAGUCGUUUAUCAAGUAAAAAUAUUGGUAAUCAAUUCUUGUAUUUAAUUAUGGUUCGUUGGAUCAAAUCACGAGCGUAUAUUGUAUCACCUGAAGCGGAGACUAGUAAAGAACGUUUAGAACCUCAGCCUGGCUAUGCAUGUCAUGUUUCCACUUGGUCUCGUAUGGAUUUAUUAGAUCCAAGUAAAUUAACGUUAGAACAAGCAUUUCAUUUAUCUCAAGUGUAUUUAUAUGAAUUUGAUGAAGAUUUAGAAUUACGCACAAAACUAGAACAUGUCAUUCCAUAUGCUGUGUUAAAAUGUCGUUGGACAUUGACUUCCAAUAAUGUCAAUGCAAAACUGGUCUCAUCCACCUCUGUAGCUAGUGGUUCAAUUUUGAUUAUUUCACCAUCAUCAUCCGCACCAUCAUCAUCAUCGUCAUCAUCAUCAGAUAUUUCAUCUCUUUUAUCGCCUGUAUCACGUACAGCACUUUUGCCAACUCCACAAAUUCCUCGUAUAAAUAAGAAAUCAUCUACACGAGUUCAUUCAUCACAUCAUCAUAAAUCGGUUGCAUUGAAUUAUGAUGGUAAAUCUAAAUCUAAAACUACUACUCAUUCUCAUCUGUCAGAAUCGAAAAAUCGUUAUAGGUAUACAACACCAUCACUUUUGCCUAGUCCUAAAUCACUCAACAUAAAUAAUCAUGAUAGUAAUAAUAAUAGUGCAUUACAAAACUCUCCUCUUCACACUGUUAGUACUACUACUACUACUACUACUACUAAUUCAAAUACUUCAACUACUUUACCUUCAAAUGAUGAUUAUACUGAUCAAUUAUUAUCCUCUCCACAAUUCAGCGUUGUACACACUACGGAUACUUACAAUGUAUACAUUGCGCAUGCAAGAAAAUUACAAGCCAGUUGUAAUUUAUUUCAAUUUUCAGAAUGUAUAAAUCCAGUGACUAGUAGUGGUAGUGGUAGCAGUACUUGUAACAACAAUGAACUAAUCAUCAAAAGUGAGAAUUAUUAUAAUAAUCAUAAUAAUAAUGAUAUAGCUGUUCAUGAAUUAUCUCCCAUUGUUAUUGGAGUUUCAUUACUUGCAUGGGGUUAUCCAAAACCGGAAUAUUCAUUACCAGUGGAGUUGUCAACAUUUCAUACAACUAAACUGACUGUAUUCGAUGGGAUACUUCAACCAUGUUUACAUAUACAACGAUUAGUUUCACAUACAUCAUUACACUAUGAACUUGCUGGUUUAAAACCAUGGACAGCGAAAUCAUUCGAUUUGAAUGGACCACCAGUUUUAGUUUCAGUUCCAUGUGAUCAAGAAUGGUGUCUGCCUCGUGUAAAUCCUAUUAAAGCAUCAUCAUUACAAUCGGAUCCAAGUCCAUUCGGUGGUUAUCGAGGUAAUUAUUUCCGUCUAACAUUACACAACGAAUCUGGUGGACGUCGAACUGAUAUGGCUCAAUUAUGUCAAGCUUUACAGAAUAAUUCACUGGCAGGUGUUAUCCCUAUGCCUUGCGAUGAAUCAAGUAUUAUGUUUCUAUUUCCUGAAUGUCAAUUCUCUAAAUCAAUAGGUAUACCAAUUGUUGAUAAUUUGGAUAGAAAUUUCUUACAUGCUAUAUUACUUACACCGCAUAGUUUACGCCAUUAUCCAUAUGAUAAAAUGUGUCAUUGUCGGUCGUAUCAAUCAAUGAAUCAUGAUGUGAAUGGUAAUGGCAAUUAUAAUAAUAAUACUAUUUCAAAUGUGACAUCAUUUGCCAUCCCCAGUAAUGUAACAACAAUUGGGGCAUCUAUGGAUAAUUUAUUUGGUCAACGAAAAUCCACAUCGCUAUGCAAUAAUAUGCAAUUGAAACUGCCAUUAAGUAGUAUAUUGACAACAUUAACUGAUAAUAGUCGAAAUCUACUUGGUUCCGCUUUAAUUUCAUUGUUAACUAAUCAAAAUUUAAGACAAGACAUUAAUAAUCAUACUCAUAAUCACACAGUCGAAUUAAACAAUACCAAAAUAUUAUCAAAUGACAAUGAUGAUCCUAGAUUAGUAUUACACCAACAUCACCACCACCCACAACAACUUCAACCACAGCAGCAACAGCCUAAUUCAAAUGUAGAUCCACGACUUUAUCGUCGUCAACAGCAACAGCACCAACAGCAUCCAAUGUAUUGUACCAAUGAACCAGAUUUGUAUGCCCUUGCUACUGCAUUAAUCUCAUCUACAAAUCAUAAGAAACAUGACAAAGUCAUGGAAGUACAAUCAGGUGGUAUAGAAAGAGAAAUGGAACAACAAGAGAAUAAGAUACAAGCAACUGCUAGUACUACUACUACUACUGCUACUAGUAAUAGUAAUAGUAUUAGUAGUAGUAGUAGUAAUAAUAAUAUUACUGUGGAAAGUUCUGUUGUGAAAGAUUUAAUUCCUGCACCAUCUAGUCCAGAAAUGGAAUAUAAAUCACAUGAGAUUGCUACACUUAAUUCACAAGUGGUGGCGUCGUCGUCGGUGUCGACCACAACGUCAGCAACGAUGAUGAUGAUGAGUAUUCAACCGAAAGAGAUACCACUUGAUGUGCAAACUGUAAUACAUCCAAUAUUAACAUCUAGUCCAACUCAAUCACCGUUAACUGAAACAAUACAUCAAAAUGUAUCUAUUGAUAUGGAGAUUGAUGAGACCAGUACCAAUAUGAAUCAUCAAUGUGAUGCUACUGCUGGUGGUGGUGGUCAAUCACCUGAAUUAUUGGAUAAAAGUGAUAUGGAAAUUGAUCAUCUUGGCAAUGAUGAAGAUAAUAAUAGUCCGUUAACAUUGAAAUAUCAUGAACCUGCACCGAAUCCACCGAAAACCACUGUAAGUGAUAAUUGGAAUUGUCCAACUCAGUUGUCGUUAUUAUUAACUAAUGAUUAUAAGAGCGUAUCGUCAUCAUCACCAUCGGUUACAGUGAGACGAUCUACUCCAUCACGAUCUAAUGAUUCAUAUAGGUCAGCGAAAUCUAUUGUUAAUAAUAGUCGACGACGUAUGGACAAGCCAUUGGCGUAUAAUACAGAAUGUAAAUAUGAUAAUUAUGAACGAACUACUACUAUUAGUCGUCGAUCUCGUAGCCCUAGUUAUCAUCAUAGAUCAAGAAUCAAUAAUUCUUCAUCACGUGACUAUCAUAGAUCUUCGCCGAGUUCAAGGUAUGACUCAUCAAAUGACAGACGUAAAUCUAAUUAUUCCGAUUAUUAUCAUCAUCAUCGUUCAUCAGGUGGUCGUUAUUCAUCAAGAAGAAGUAAAGACAGUCGAACUAGAAGAAGUCAACGUUUAUCACCGUCACCACCACCACCACCACCUCUUCGUCGUCGUCAAGUGUAUGAUGAUGAUGAUGAUGAUGAGUCACCGUAUCGGCGAUACUAUUCUUCUUCUUCUUCUCGUCGAUCACGUAUAAUAAGAAGAAGUCCAUCGUAUAGUGAUUCCGAUGCAUAUUAUCAUAGUAAUCAUUAUCGUUCAUAUUCUAUUGAUGAUUCGUCAUCAAUUACUGGGACAGAUUCAAAUUCCAUUGUAUCGAAUAAAAGUCGUAAUGAUAAUUAUUAUCAUCAGUCGAAUGUGAAAAAUAAACACGACCACGAACACCAGCAACACCAACACCAACAGCAACAACCGCAUUCAUUUAAAUCACAACAAAUUGAACAAAAUUCACAUCAAACAAAUGAGUAUAGUACACUGAAUUAUAAUGAAUUCAAAUCGGAAUAUUCCAAGGAAAUUAUGAAUCAUUGUCAAAGUUACAGUAAUAGUAACAAUGAGCAUAAUAAUAUUAAUAUUGAUAAUAUUAAUAACCAAGAAAUCAUUUCGACUAGUAUUGAUAACAAAAUUCAACAUUCCAUUAUUGACAAUCAAAUUAAACAGUCUGAGAAUUUCAAUACUACUACCACUACUACUACUAAUAAUAAUAUUAGUAGUAUUAGUAGUAGUAGUGAUAAUAAUAAUAAUGAUUCACAUAUUAUCGAUAAUCCAUGUAGUAAGAUCAAUCUAAUCAACACUGAUAAAUCGGAUUCACAAUCGAUCAAUGUCAGUCAUCAUUCUAUGGUUGAUGAAAAUGAAGAAGAAGGUGAAGUGAUUGACGAUGAAGAUGAUGGAGAUGAUGGUGAUGACGAUACCUUGUUGAUACCUUCAAAUCGAAAUGGUUAUACUACUACUACUACUACUACUAAUACUACUGAAAUGAAUUGGUCAAUUAGUAAAUCUUCUAGAACUGAUAGAAGAAGACAUGUUAUUAAUAACACAAUGACUAAUCAUCAUUCUAGCACGACAACAAGAAGUACAACAUAUAAAAAUCGAUAUGAUGAAACAAUCAAUCAUGAACAUGACAACAACAAUGAUCAAGAUGAUAACGAAGAAGAGGAUGAUGACGAUGAUGUUGCAGUUGAUCCAAAUUCAUUUCAACGUUUACAAGUUGGUUAUAUUUUAAAUCAUUUAAGUAAAAAUUAUGCUGCAAAUGACCAAGUCGACUCAAAUGGUGAUGUGGAUUGUCGACAAGAAAUAACACAUUCAAUAGAAGAUUGUACUACACAAAAUAGAUCACGUGAUAAUGACGACGAUGAUUAUAAAUUGUUAGAUGAAACAUAUAAUAACAACUCUACAGAAAUAUCAGAUUAUUCAAUGCAAGAGGGUAGUGAAAUCAUGUCAUUAGAAGAUGAAGAUAUGCGUCAAAUAAUAGAUCAUCGAUCUAUGCUAAUGAAACAUCAUGUUAGUUUUUAUCCAUCGAAUGUGUAUGAUCAUCAUCGUCAUCAUCAUCAUCAUCAUCAUCAUCAUCAUCGUGAACAUGCAUCACCACCUGCACCAUCACCAUCACCACGUACUCGACGUCAUCUAUCGAAAACUAUCACUGAUGAUUCAUUUUCCGAUGUUGAAGGUGAUGAUGAUGAUGAUAAUAAUAAUAAUGAUCAUUAUGCGGAAAUUGUUAAUCUUUAUAAAAAAGAUAUUGAUUAUCGACGACUUCCAGUGAAUAAUAAUCAUAAUGAACGUCAACAUCGUCCAUCAUUACUUGGUAAUUAUAUUGAUCCUUCCAUAUCCUACAAUGCAUAUGAAUCACAGCCUAGAUAUUCAUUUUAUCAACCAAAAUCAAUAACACAUACUAAAUCUUCGAAAUCCAGCCAUAAAAAUCUCUACUCUCCACGUUCUUCAUCUUUAUUAUUAUCAUCACCACAUGGUGGAGAAGAUGGCACUGUUGUUCCAUCUUCAUCGAAUCCGUAUCGAACUUCUUCUGAAUAUGCUGAGAUUGCAGCAGCAUAUUAUCGUAGUAAACCUAAAGAUCAACCAUUACUUGAAUCACCUUGUAUACCACCGAUUAUACCUUAUGUAAAUCCUGUCAUUCUCUCGCAUGCCUUGAAUCCUCCUUGUCUUCUUCUUCCUACUACUACUGUCAUAACAGCGACAGCAACAACAACUGUUCAAUAUCCUUCGCUUUCUGAUUCAAGUAUACCACCGGAACAUUUAUGGUCUUUAACAAAUUCAUCAUACUAUUCACAAUCUGUGAAUAUUUAUAAUCAAUCAUCAAAACCUUGGCAAUAAUUCACAUAUUGUCAAUGUGUAAGUUAAACAAGCAACUAGUCUACAGCUAAGCUCUACAGUUCCAUUUCUUCUCUUUGAUUUUUUUUCAACUUGUACGCAUUUAUUACUUAAAUUCAAUAUUAUUAGUAGAUAAUGUUGUAUAAAAAUAAAUAAAUAUUGAUGGGUUUUUUUUCCGUGUUAUUAAUAAAAAUACAAUUUAUAUACAUACAUGAUGCAUAUUUUUUAUCUCUGUUAAUAAUAAUAAUAAUAAUUAUUAUUUGAAAUUGGUUUAAUUUUUUUUUGUGUGCUUGUUUAAAAAAUAAUUCCAACUGAACAAACAAACAAGCUGGUGUUGUUUCUUUCAUGCAAAGUGUACAUACACACAUUGACAAUUGAAUAUUCUUAACUAAAUUGUUUUUUUCUUAAUUAUUUUAUUUUAUUUUCUAAUCAAAAUCACAGAUAUAUAUUUAUUAUUAUUAUUACUAUUAU